Molecule: messenger RNA, 1405 nt
Organism: Pseudomyrmex gracilis
Lineage: Eukaryota; Metazoa; Arthropoda; Insecta; Hymenoptera; Formicidae
Product: ankyrin repeat, PH and SEC7 domain containing protein secG-like
Exons: 3
Coding region: 38-1087 (349 amino acids)
Molecular function (GO): protein binding
Source: RefSeq, a predicted model, not a curated record
UCUUGCUGUUCAAAAACGACAUGUAAAUGGUGUGAAGAUGCUCAUGGACAAAGGUGCUAACAUUAAUGCUGAAACUCGGGAUGGCACAACUCCGCUUCAUCAUGCGAUUAAAUAUAAGGAAAUGNAAAUUGCUGAAUUACUAUUAAAUCAUGGAGCUAACGUUAAUGCCAGUGAUAAGUCAGGUGUUACACCACUGCGUGUCGCUGUUGAAAAUGGACAUGUAGAUGGUGUGAAGAUGCUCAUGGACAGAGGUGCUAACGUUAAUGCUGAAACUCGGGAUGGCACAACUCCGCUUUAUGAUGCGAUUAAAUUUGAGUGGAUAAAAAUUGCUGAAUUACUAUUAAAUCAUGGAGCUAACGUUAAUACCAGUAAUAAGUCAGGUUUUACACCACUGUGGUUUGCUGUUAAAAGAAGUCGUGUAGAAAUUGUUGCGAUGUUGUUAGACAGAGGUGCUAACAUUAAUGUUAUAUCAUAUAAUGAUUUUUAUUACUCUUCUAGUCGCCUUUAUAAUGAUUAUAAUGUCUUUUUUAAUCACAUUUAUUGUGAAGAAAUUGUUGAGUGUCUUAAACAGCAUAUAAUUAAGUUAAAAGCUGCAAAUUUAUUCGUAAGUGAACAAUUAUUAUCAAUGAGCAGGAAUUAUGAAAUAAGUGAGUUACAGGAUAAAUGUGAAAAAGAAGUAGCAAUCAUGAAGAAUGAGAAAAUUAGUAAUACUAACAUAUCAUUUUACGAUAUCUUGAUAAAAGAUACAAAUCUAGUAAUAUACAUGAGAAGUGAAAAUGUAGUGCAGGCUUUAAGUUCAGACGAGUAUAAAACAAAAUUUCCAAUAUACUCUAGCAUGAUAAAAAAUCAGUUCAGAAUAGGUAUGAAAAAGAAAGAGUUGUUCGAAGAAGGUAUUAAAAGUUUCUAUUUUUUUUGUAAUUUUCCUGAUCUACCACUUGAUUGUAUUGAACAAAUAUUUAGUUACUUAAGUGAUAAUGACAUAAGAAUUUUAAUAGAUACUUGUAAGUCUGUUAGUGUCAGUAUUCUUAAUACUGAUAUUAAUGAUGUAGAAAUUACUUCAAAUACAUCUAAAGUGCUAUGUGUGUAAGUUAAGGAAAAACGAACUAUUUUAAACAUGAAAUAACAGCUAUAAAAACUUAAAAAUUAUUGCUGUAUUUUAAAUACAGAUUACUAUCUUAUUUUGAAAUUAGUUUUUUUUAAGAUUUUAUUUUAUUCUACUUUUUUGAAAGUUGUUUUUUACGUUUACAUUCUCUUGGACGUGUUUUUUUAUGGUGGAUUCAACGAACACUAGACUGUUUUAUAUCUUCCACUUUUUCAAACUUUGUGUCAGAUUUUAUAACAUUUGUAUGACGCAAAAUUUAUAUACAUUAAUCUGAUGAUACUUUUUUUAUUGAACAGAGUGUAA